Molecule: messenger RNA, 1733 nt
Organism: Cynocephalus volans (Philippine flying lemur)
Lineage: Eukaryota; Metazoa; Chordata; Mammalia; Dermoptera; Cynocephalidae
Gene: FAM234A
Product: family with sequence similarity 234 member A
Cellular component (GO): cell surface
Source: RefSeq, a predicted model, not a curated record
ACCAGGAGUUAAACUCUGGGGUGUGCACACCACGAUGGAUAACAAGGAUUUAGAAGCCGAAAUCCACCCCUUGAAGAAUGAAGACAGAAAAUCCCAGGAAAAUCUGGGAAACCAAUCAAAAAAUGAAGAUAACUUAAAAAGCAUGCCUCCGCAGUCCCGGCUCUCCCGAUGCCGAACAAUGGCAUUUUUCCUCUCAUUGUUUAUCUGCCUUUUCGUGGUGUUUGUCGUCUCGUUCAUCAUCCCGUGUCCGGACCGGCCUGUGUCACAGGGAAUGUGGAGGGUCGACUACAACGCAGCAGUCACCUAUGAUUUUCUGGCUAUGGAAGACGUAAACAGGGAUAGGAUCCAAGAUAUUCUCUUCCUCUAUAAAGAUACCAACAGCAGCAACACUUUCAACCGGUCCUGUGCUGACGAAGGGUUCUCCUCUCCCUGCGCCUUUGUGGCUGCUGUGUCGGGUGCCAGUGGUAGCAUGCUCUGGGAGAGGCCAGUGGCCCAAGACGUGGCCCUUGUGGAGUGUGCUGUGCCCCAGCUGAGGGACAGUGAAGCGUCUUCUGCCUGUGUCCUCGUGGGUAGUCCCAGUCCCUUCCUUGCCGUGGAUGUGUUCACAGGGGAAACCCUGUGGAGCUGUCCCAGCAGCUUUUGUAGGAAUGCUUCCAUCCAGCCCUUACUCCUGGUGCCGAAUGUUGACAGUGAUGGGGCUCCUGACCUGCUGAUUCUCAUCCAGGAGGAGAAGGAGGUUAACGGUCACAUCUACUCAGGCAGCACUGGGCACCAGAUUGGCCACAGAGGCAGCCUCGGUGUGGCUGGAGAGAGCGGCUCCCUCCUCCACGUCACCAGGACAGGCGCCCACUACGUCCUCUUCCCGUGUGAAGGUUCACUCUGUGGCUGCUCUGUGGAGGGUCUCUAUGAGAAGGUAACCGGGAGAGACGGCCCAUUUGAGAAAGACCCCCACUGGGAGAACAUGCUCAACGCCACCACCCACAGGAUGCACUUGCACAGCUUUGGAGUGGUCCGCUACCUGAUGAGCGUCCCGGGGAAAGCUGGCAAGGACGUGCUUCUGGUGAGCUCAGAGGCCUGCGAGCUGCUGGACGGGCAGGAGCUGGUACCCAGGUGGACCUUCCACGCCUCCCAGGUCCUCAGAAAACCCAUCCUUGGUCACUACAGACCAGAUGCCCUGGCCGUGGUCAUUGAAAACGAAACCGGCAUUGACAGACAGAUCCUGCUCCUGGACCUCAGCUCCGGAGCCAUGCUGUGGACCCACACCCUCCCGAGCCUCCCUGGUGGCCCGCCAUCCUCCAGCCUGCCGACUGCAGACCACCGCUCAGCCUUCUUCUUCUGGGGCCUCCACGAGACGGUCAGCACCAACGAGAUGGAGACUGGAGCCGCCCAGCACAGCCUGUACAUGUUCCACCCCACCCUGCCCAGAGUCCUGCUGGAGCUAGCCAAUGUCUCUGCCAAUGUCAUUGCCUUUAAUGUGGUCUUGUUUGAGCCAAGCCGCCACGCUGCCUACGUCCUCCUGACAGGCCCAGUGAGCUCGGACGUGCCCGGCCUGGUCUCUGUGACCAAGCACAAGGUGCAGGACCUUGUCCCAGGCAGCAGGGUGGUCCGCCUGGGGGCGGGCAGGUCAGACAGCGACCAGGCCAUCAGGGACCGGUUCACGCAGCUGCGGUAUCGGAGUGAGGCGUAGACGCAUGUGGGCCGGAGCGUGUGGGGGAGACUGCAGCUGCUGGAAU